CGGAUUAUGAGCGGAGUCACCCGGUGCUACAGCUGUCAUAACAGCGGAUUAACAUUCUAUGUGUCGAUGCUAAUUGAACUCAGCUGUAUUCUUUCUUGCUUCUUCUUGUAAUUUUGCGGUCAUAGCGAUAGGACGUGAUUUUGUGUAUGCAAAGAAAAAAUGAAUUUAAAUGAAGAAUAAACUGAAGUUAAAUAGUGUAUAUGAUUCUUAUUUGCGAACCCCAUUACUAUGAUGCCAAAGCAGUGAGGCAUCACAACUAUUCAUUGGUGGCCCAUGAGGGGAACCUUGCUCAUAAGAAUCAUAAUUAAGAAUUGCUAAAGGCUGUUUGGCAAUUUUUUAUCUUCGUUGUCGGCUUCAUCCAGAUAAAUCAACGUGCCUACGUUUGCUAUCGCGCUCGCUCUCAUCACGACAGAGCUAAGUCCCGUUGCCCUUCGAUUCCGUUAGAUUUGCCGAAAUCUCGUCCAACUUUAAAACAAGACGUCAAAGAAGAACAUAGAAUAAAAUACGAGCAUUUGUGCACAUUCCAUACAGUGGAGCAAAGUCAGUAUAAACAAUGUCGAAAUUUGAUCAAUUGGUGCGAGUUCAAACUGACCGCAUUGAGUCUUUGAAGCGUUUGUUCAGUAAUGUGAAAAAGGACUCGAGUGCGCGGAAAACGGAAAUAUAUUUCGAAAAACGUUUGAAUCAAAUCGACGAGUUUAACAAAGAAUUUCAUCAGGCGCAUCACACACUUAUAUGCAUGGCAGACUACGAAGAAAGUGUGUAUAAGCAACAAAAUACAAUCAGCCAAUUCGAAGACCUGGGCAUGGAAGUUUACUGUUUUGUGGCAGAAGAAAAGAAACGAAUUUAUCCAGUUACAGUGACGCACAACGAAUCAACUAACUCUACAAUAACAACACAUGUAGAGGAAGUACGGAUACCAUUGCCAAAAUUACCAGUUCCGAAAUUCUCUGGCAACUGCGCGGACUGGCCAAGUUUUCAUGAUGCAUUUUUACGCUUAAUUCACAAUAAUGAACGUCUGGAUAAGAUUCAAAGGUUCCAUUUUUUAAAGGAAGCAUUACCAGUAGGCCUGGACAACGACAUUCGCCAAAUCGCUUUAACUGAAGCAAACUAUGAAGUCGCUUGGACCACACUUCUACAACGGUAUAACAACCCACGCAUUGUGUUCGCCAGCCACAUGAACAUGCUCUACAACUUACCGAGUCUUUCUAAAGAAAAAUCUGCUGACAUACGGUCUAUGGUUAGUACAGUCAACGUCUGCAUUGCCGCUUGCAAUACCGUCAAGGCGCCACUACAGGGAGGAGAUUUUUGGCUGACUCAUUAUCUAACAACCAAACUACCUAAAGACACUCACACAGCAUGGGAGCAUCAUCUGGGCAGCAAGAUUGACGUUCCUUCAUACAAAGAUCUGCAACAGUUCCUCAAUGAUCGACUUGUUACGUUAGACGCUAUUGAAAGCCGUAACGCGUGCAGCGGCAUGAAACAGUCAAAUGAAACUUCAGAAGGUACUAAACGCGUGCGUGUGCACAGCGCCCACACCAGGUCGGGUGCUUCCGCGUCCGCUUGCUAUCAUUGUGGCAGUUUACACAUCCUUCGAAGAUGUCCGCAAUUUCUUUCAAUGGAUUGCUACCAACGGAAAGAAGUGGCCAGCAAGGCAAAAUUAUGUCUAAAUUGCCUGGGAAAAUCGCACACACAAGCAAGCUGCCCCAGCAAUAAGAAUUGUCUUCAUUGUGGUCAACGUCAUCACACGAUGUUACAUUUUCCAGUAACACAGCCAACGCUGAUACCCUCCUCGACAUCAUGCCAAAGCUCGGCAGCCAGUUCAGAUGCCAAGCCGACUCUACAGUGCAUGUCAACUACAACUUCAUCUAUGACUCAUCGAAAGGUACUACUAGCAACAGCUCGGGUUGUACUCAGUAACACACAGACAGGAUGCCAGGCCACGGUAAACGCGCUUCUUGACCAAGGAUCUGAAGCAACUAUCAUUUCGGAGCAUGCUGUACAGUCUCUCCAGCUCUCCCGAAGCACAACUCGCACUUCAAUCACCGGAGUCGGUCAAGAUUCAGGCCGACGCUGCAAAUUCAUCGUAAGUUGUUCGGUGCAAACAGCAACUAACCCAAAUUUCUCGUUAAAGGUCGACGAUGCUUAUGUUUUGAACACGUUGACAUCACACAUGCCAAGUCAAAGUUUUCCAGCAGGAAACUGGAGUCAUAUCCAUGGUCUCAUGCUCGCAGACCCCUAUUACUAUAGAUCCAAGCGAAUCGACAUAAUUUUUGGAGCCGACCUUAUGGCACAACUCUUGUUACCUGGAACUAAGAUUGGCUUGCCAAACGAACCCAUAGCGCAGAAUACUCAACUCGGAUGGGUUCUGUUAGGCAAUGUUGGCAACACGCAUAUUACACGCCACAUUCGUUGUAAUCAUGCCAUAAUAAACUCCGAAGAGCUGCUUAAAGUAUUCUGCGAGGUAGAAUCAGUUCCAGAACGCCCAAAGCUCUCCAAAGAAGAUCAAUGGUGUGAGUCUUUCUUUAAACAGACCCAUCAACGUCAACCAGACGGCAGUUAUCAAGUCCGUUUGCCAUUCAAGAGGAACUUUGAUCCCAGUAUGACGCUCGGAAAAUCUCAUCAGAUCGCCCUGAACAGAUAUCUUCAACUCGAAAGGCGCCUUCAAAGGGACCCCGACAAAUGGAGAAGAUACUGCAAAGGAAUUGAAGAAUAUUUUCAACUAGGUCAAAUCACGUUGGCAGAGACGAGCGAAAACUCAACCAUAACCACGGAUUCCUACGGUCAGCAUGUUGCAUCAUGCGUGCUACCACAUCAUGCAGUUUUCAAAGAAGAAAGUCUCACCACAAAACAACGUAUCGUUUUUGACGCAUCGGCCCGGACCUCAAAUGGCAGAUCGUUAAACGAUGUACUAUGUGUAGGUCCCACGCUGCAAAAUGAUCUGCCAGCCGUUCUCUUAAAUUGGAGACAAUAUCAGUUUGUUUUCACUGCCGAUAUACAACGAAUGUAUCGCUGUAUCAAUGUCCACCCUGAUGACACGCAGUACCAGAGGAUUUUAUGGCGGGCGGCGGAUGGAGUCAUCAAACAGCAUUGCUUAACUACCGUCACGUUUGGAACAGCGUCUGCACCUUAUACAGCUAUAAGAGUCAUCCAUCAAAUAGCUGAAGACACACAGACAAAACAUCCUAUGGCAUCCAACGUUCUCAAAAAUGAGAUGUAUGUCGACGACAUUCUCUCAGGCGAUCAUUCACAAGAGGCAGCAAUACGGAAAAGUUUGCAAACUAUGCUAGCUUUAAAAUCCUCUGGCAUGGAGCUACGAAAAUGGGCUAGUAAUGACCAGGAGCUGAUGGCAACGAUACCUCUCGAGCAUCGAUGCAAGCAGACAUCCCUCAGUUGGGACAAUGCGGACACCAUCAAAACACUGGAUUUGGUAAUUCAACACUCUCAUCAGCUCACUCUACAUGGCGGCGCUCAAUUAACACUGUCUCACAUACGAUACAAAUUCUGGAUUCCCAGAGGCAGACAAGCAGUCAGGCGAAUCAUCCGGAAAUGCGUCCCAUGUUUUAAGGUAGCUCCAGUCGUAGCGAAGCAAUUAAUGGGUGACUUGCCAGUACAUCGAGUCAACCCCCCAACUCGUCCGUUCAUUACAACAGGAGUUGACUACACCGGUGCGAUUGAACUUCAAGCCGCGCGUGUACGAGGAUCUACUACCUACAAAGGCUAUGUAGCCAUUUUUAUAUGCUUAGCAACCAAGGCAGUCCACUUGGAAGCCGUCACUGGACUUUCAACAGAGCACUUCCUGCAAGCAUUUACGCGAUUCACCGGACGUCGAGGACAAGUUCAACAUAUGUAUAGUGAUAACGGCACAAAUUUUGUUGGCGCGAGUACAUCGCUUAACCAGCCCAUCACUUGCAAAGCAGCCCUAAAUGAAUCGACAUGCCAACAUGGGACAAGGUGGCAUUUCACACCUCCAUAUUCUCCCAAUUUUGGUGGCAUCUGGGAGGCAAACGUGAAAGCAAUGAAGCAUCAUCUUAAACGGAUCGUCGGCAGCCACAAGCAGACGUAUGAGGAGCUUACUACAGUUUUGAUCAGGAUUGAAGCAUGUUUGAACUCACGUCCACUUUGCCCGCUAACCGCCGACCCUGACGAUUUAGAAGUGCUAACUCCAGCACAUUUCUUAAUUGGUGACGCACUACUGGCACCGCCACAAGGUCGGCCGAAUAAUAAGCCUUUGCGUGAACUGUUUCUUGCACAACAACACAUGAUGCGACAAUUCUGGUCCCAAUGGUCUCGUGAUUGGUUGUCACACUUGCAAACUCGGCCUAAGUGGUGCCAAAUCAAAGAGAAUCUUAACAUCAACGACUUAGUCAUUAUAAAGGAUGAUAAUCUACCACCAGCUAAAUGGACUAUAGGCCGAGUCGUCGAACUGCACCCUGGAACGGACUCGCUAGUCAGAGUGGUUACAUUAAAGACGAAAUCUGGCAUUCAAAAGAGGUCAAUCACAAAGCUUUGUCCACUUCCUAUUUCAACAUAAUUAUGAUCAACACACGGAUCAAGAAUAACAAGGAGCCUUCAUGCUGGACGACGCAUUGGCGGGCGGCAUGUACGGAUUAUGAGCGGAGUCACCCGGUGCUACAGCUGUCAUAACAGCGGAUUAACAUUCUAUGUGUCGAUGCUAAUUGAACUCAGCUGUAUUCUUUCUUGCUUCUUCUUGUAAUUUUGCGGUCAUAGCGAUAGGACGUGAUUUUGUGUAUGCAAAGAAAAAAUGAAUUUAAAUGAAGAAUAAACUGAAGUUAAAUAGUGUAUAUGAUUCUUAUUUGCGAACCCCAUUACUAUGAUGCCAAAGCAGUGAGGCAUCACAACUAUUCAAACAGAAUGACCACGCUUGAUUGGACGUGGAUUUCCUGCGAGCGAGUGCAGCUGCCGGCGAUCGCGGUCAAAAGAACCUCAUAAAAUAACAACCAGAUCACCGAACCUUUCCAGAUUGACCCAAUUUCGGAGAACCGGCUCGAGAAGCGGCCGAGCUUGGAAGGCUGGGUGUCGAAUGGAGGGCAUCAAAGGUGUUAAAAAAAACACACACACACAACCAGUUCCAGAUCCGAGGCAUUCUAGAUGGCUAUCGCUGGGAAGGGUACGACCACAACCACAUAGGUUUGCAUAAAAUUUCACCAAAUACAAUAUAGUAUGAGUACCAAAAAGUUGGCGUACUUUCGUUCGGACCUCGAGACA
This is a messenger RNA of Drosophila mauritiana, 5226 nucleotides long. RefSeq lists its product as uncharacterized. Gene Ontology annotation, molecular function: aspartic-type endopeptidase activity; nucleic acid binding. The transcript is spliced from 2 exons. Bases 554 to 4531 code for a protein of 1325 amino acids. NCBI's taxonomy places the organism in Eukaryota, Metazoa, Arthropoda, Insecta, Diptera, Drosophilidae. Gene Ontology annotation, biological process: DNA integration; proteolysis. The record is from RefSeq and is a predicted model, not a curated record.